Messenger RNA from Guyanagaster necrorhizus, 584 nucleotides. RefSeq names its product transcription initiation factor IIA, gamma subunit. The record is from RefSeq and is a predicted model, not a curated record. Gene Ontology annotation, cellular component: transcription factor TFIIA complex. NCBI's taxonomy places the organism in Eukaryota, Fungi, Basidiomycota, Agaricomycetes, Agaricales, Physalacriaceae. The transcript is spliced from 3 exons. Bases 10 to 306 code for a protein of 98 amino acids. Gene Ontology annotation, biological process: transcription initiation at RNA polymerase II promoter.
AGCAUCGGGAUGGCACUCACAGAUUCGCUGGACGAGCUAAUUACAAGCGGAGCAAUUACCCCUCAGCUGGCCAUGAAGGUGUUGCAGCAAUUCGACAAGUCCCUUGCAGAUACGAUGGUGAAGCAGGUUAGGGUCAAGACUACGUUGAAGGGUCACCUGCAUACCUACCGUCUCUGUGACGAUGUAUGGACAUUCAUCGUGAAGGACCCAUCAUUCAAAAUGGACAACAAUGACUAUGUCAAGGCUCCGAGAAUAAAAAUUAUCGCCUGCAAGAACGGAGAGGCGAUAGAAGCAGGGAGGAAGUAAAGGCGUUCUGUGCCAACCUCUUCAUCCUUUGUCGCUCUAUCCUGUCAUAUUGUAUCAUACAACACUCGCCAGUCAUUUUGUCUUACUUUGCUUACAGAAUGGAUUGCUUCAAUUGUUUCAUCCCCAUCCCCAUAUCCAUCCGCACUCUUGUGGAUCAUCCGGGAUCUUUGUAAGCAGGAGACAAGCAAAACAGCGGAAGAAAAGAGAAGCGUAGUCCGAGGAUCCAGCGAAUCUGCAGACCAAAUCACAGCUUGUGAGAACCCUUGCCCCACUUGAAU